AAGUAAAAAUUGAUUGAAAAGAAAAUUAAGAUAGGAAAAGCAGUAAUUCUCAUCAAUGAUUUAAUUAAGAAAAAUUUUCUGAUGAUUUUUCCAAAUGUCUAGUACAUGGUUAUUGAAAGUAUUCACUUUCAUCUGCAUUGCAAAUGGAGCUUUAGGAUAUAACAUACUCUUCAUGGGACCAUUUCCAGCACCCAGCCACUGGAUGUGGCUGGAACACUUCCAAAGGGAUCUACUUGAUCGAGGACAUCGAAUAACAUCAGUUAAUAAUCAUCCCACUAAGCAACCGCAUCCAAAUUUAACAGAAAUUAUAAUCGACCCAAUGUUUGAUAUACCCAAAUAUUUACCCGUGGAGGAAAUUUUCACUUUGCAAUAUCCCACUGAUUAUGAAAAUUUGGAAAUGUGGUGGGAUAUUGGCAUAUGGACCAGCGAACAUGCCCUUAAUGAUCCCAAAAUAAAAGCUCUGAUUGCCUCCAAAGAUAGGCACUUUGAUUUAGUGAUAUUGGAACAGUUUUUCCAUGAGAGUUUUCUCAUGUUUGGCCACAAAUUCAAAUGCCCAGUGGUUACCUUAGGCACUAUGGGUUAUGCUGAUUAUAUGGAUCACUCAAUGGGUAUGGUAACGCCUUGGUCGUUGAUACCACAUCUGCUGCUGCCCUAUACUGAUCAGAUGACCUUUAGGCAACGAUUCUAUAAUACCUAUUUAUCGAUAUAUGAUGCGGUAAUGAGAAGAUGGUCUUAUAUGCCAAAAAUGCAGGAAAUGGCUGAGAGACAUUUUGCCCAACAUUUGGAAGGUCCUUUGCCUCAUGUUAGAAAUUUGGAGAAAAACAUAUCUCUUAUGCUCAUAAAUAGCCAUCGUGUUGUGGAUAUGCCCAGACCCAGUAUGCCAGGGCUAAUUAAUGUGGGAGGAGCCCACAUUAAGCCGGUCAAACCAUUGCCCAAGGAUUUGCAGCAUUUCAUUGACAACUCCUCCAAUGGUGUCAUCUACUUCAGUUUGGGCUCCUAUGUCAAGAGCACCUAUUUGGCACCCGAUCGCAUUGCUCUGCUGCUUCAGGUUUUUGGAAAAUUGCAACAAAAUGUUUUGUGGAAAUAUGAAAAUGAUUCUCUGACAAAUCUACCACCCAAUGUUAUGAUACACAAAUGGUUGCCACAAAACGAUGUUUUGGCCCAUCCCAAUGUCAAGCUGUUCAUUACACAUGGUGGAAUAUUUGGCUCCCAAGAGGGUCUGUACUGGGCCAAGCCCAUGCUUUGUUUGCCCCUGUAUGGUGAUCAAUAUCGCAACACCAUAAAAUCUGUGAGAGCUGGUUAUGCACGCACCUUGAAUUUGGUUACCAUGACUGCCGAAGAGUUUUUGGAAAAUAUUCAAAUUCUGGUAUCUGAUCCUAGGUAUAAGCUGAAGGCUUUAGAAAUGUCCCAACUAUUUCGUGAUAAUCCCAUGCAUCCUUUGGAGGAGGCUUCCUACUGGAUUGAAUUUGUGGCUAAGUAUAAGGGAGCACCUUUCCUCAAGUCUUAUGGAGCUUUUAUGCCGCUUUAUCAAUAUCUAUUAUUGGAUGUAUUUGGAAGUGUAUUAGUGGUGUUGAUUUUAGCCAUCAUAAUUCCCUUGGGUGUUCUUAGGAAAUUGAAGAGUCUAUUGAUGAAAAGUCCAAAGGAUCAAGUGGUGAUUAAUGGUAGUCUAAAGGAGAAAAAAAUUUAAAUAGUAUUUGUAAUAAAUUAAGUCUUUAUAUGGAGUGUUAUGUAUUCUAAUGUUAUCAAAUUUUAUUUGUAUAUCCUGGACAUGAAUUAGGGAAUCUCUAAUUGCAAUCCAUGUCAGCCUAAUCUUAGUUUCUUAUUCUUCUCAGGAAUUUGUUUCAUUUAUUAAGCUAUAAAACUAUGUUGUUACGGCCUUAUUUACAAAAGUUAAUGUAGAUUUGAAAUAGGUUUACUUGACAUAUUUCCUUUAGAGAACUGUCAAAUAAACCUUUCUUAAGGCUUCAUAAAGUUUUGUGAAGAAGGCCGUUAAUGUUUUACUAAUUAAUAAA
This is a messenger RNA of Stomoxys calcitrans (stable fly), 2012 nucleotides long. RefSeq names its product UDP-glycosyltransferase UGT5. The coding region runs from base 95 to 1687 and encodes 530 amino acids. The record is from RefSeq and is a predicted model, not a curated record. Gene Ontology annotation, molecular function: UDP-glycosyltransferase activity. Lineage: Eukaryota; Metazoa; Arthropoda; Insecta; Diptera; Muscidae. The transcript is spliced from 5 exons.